Messenger RNA from Carassius gibelio (silver crucian carp), 1118 nucleotides. RefSeq names its product C-factor-like. The transcript is spliced from 6 exons. Bases 148 to 927 code for a protein of 259 amino acids. Lineage: Eukaryota; Metazoa; Chordata; Actinopteri; Cypriniformes; Cyprinidae. The record is from RefSeq and is a predicted model, not a curated record.
GGACUAACAGAAGUGUCAUCAGUUGCAGUUGCGGUAAGGAGUUAAUAGACUUGUUCCUCCAAAACACUGAUUACUCCCACACAUCCAGUACUUACAGUACACACUAACAUACAUGCCUUCCAUUGUAGACUGAGCUUCUGACUGAUAAUGGCCUCUAGAAUAUGUGACAGUGUUCUGGUGACUGGAUCAAACCGUGGAAUUGGACUUGAGUUGGUUCGACAGUUGGUUGAUUCACCCUCGCCUCCAGUUCAGAUCUUUGCUGGUUGUAGAGACCCAAGUGGACCAAGAUCACAGGCUCUCCAGGAACUAGCUCAGAAGCACCGGGAUGUGAUCACGGUUGUCCAGCUUGACACAACUAGUCUUACUAGUAUUGCAGAGGCCUCAAAACUGGUGGAAACCAAGCUGAAGGGCAGAGGUCUGAAUUUGAUCAUCAACAAUGCUGGUGUGAACAUCCCAGGAUCCCUAGCUGAGACAGGAAUACAGGAGAUGGUGGCUGUGUACACAACCAAUGUUGUAGGCCCUAUGCUCAUCGUAAAGGAUUUCCAUCCCCUCCUGUGCAAGGCAGCAGCUCAGUUUCCUCAUCAAACAAACAUGUCUUGCAAUAGGUCAGCUAUCAUCAAUGUCUCCACACUGCUGUCAUCCAUCACCAGAUGCCCUGAGAAUUUCUCUGUGUCUCCAAUGUACCCCUAUCGGGUCAGCAAGGCAGCACUGAACAUGUUAACUCGCUGCUUGGCAGAAGAUUUAAAAAAAGAUGGCAUUCUUGUUAUGUCUCUCCAUCCAGGAUGGGUCCAGACAGAAAUGGGAGGCCCAAAGGCUCCCCUGACGACAGCUGAGAGCAUCAGCGGUCUGAUAAAAGUCAUUGCAAGAUGCACCGAGAAAGACAGUGGAACUCUUUUAGACUGGGAAGGCAAAAACAUCCCUUGGUGAUUCCGCCACUCAUCUUUUGUGUCUUUACACAUCUCAAGUUUGAUGUACUUCCACGUCUUUGUCUGUGGUUUGUCUGAGAAAAAUGUUUCUAGCAGCUAUAAGACAUGGUAUUUAUUUACAGGUACACAAAGUUUGUAAUACAACAAUGAAAAAUCAUAUUGUGAAGAUCUCAUAUAAAAACAUGAAAACAG